This is a messenger RNA of Rana temporaria (common frog), 1045 nucleotides long. Its product is annotated as L-fucose kinase-like. Gene Ontology annotation, molecular function: fucokinase activity. The annotation marks the transcript as partial. NCBI's taxonomy places the organism in Eukaryota, Metazoa, Chordata, Amphibia, Anura, Ranidae. The transcript has 8 exons. Gene Ontology annotation, biological process: GDP-L-fucose salvage. The record is from RefSeq and is a predicted model, not a curated record.
AGGGUGGUCCAUUUUCCUGUUGAACCCUGGGUGUCAUGUCUGGACCCUGUAGUGAAGGGUCUUCGUUUUGUCCCCUGGGUGUCAUAUUCCGGCCCCUUAGUGCAGGUUAGCUCCUCUUCCUAUUGCCCCCAGGUAUCAUAUCUAAGCACUGUCACAUUCUCCCUUCUGUCUUCCUGCCAGGUUGUGUCCUCAGACGUCCUGCAGGGGGCACGACUUCUCAUCCUGCACACGGGGCGGGACUUCCUGUUUGAUGACUGUGGUCGCGGGUUUACCGUUUUGCCCCUGGAGGAUCCACAAGCACCAGUAGAAUCCGUCACCUGCAACUUGGACAGUCUAUUGAAUGUACUGAGAUAUCAGCUGUGCCCUGGAUCUCCCCCUGGUGUCUGGAUCUGCAGCACGGAUAUGACCCUGACUCUGCGCUCUGUCCCAAGAAUAGAGUGGAACCAGUUUUGCGGUGCACGGGUCAUUGCUCUCCCAGGAUCUCCAGAAUACGCUCGGAAUCAUGGGGUCUAUUUGACAGACAGAAAGGGGACGGUGAGAGACAUUGUAUACCGAGGGAGUGAGGAGAGGAUCCGCGCCUGUCUGCUGGAGGAUCAACAUGUCCCCCUGGUGUCUGGAAUCGUCUUCCUCUCUUCAGAGACAGCGGAACGUUUUCUUGGCACUCUGGCCUCCUCUCCUCUGGACGGAUGUACCUACCAGGGACUGGACUCUGGAGCAGAACCUUUGGAGAUCUCGCUGUUCCUGGAUGUUCUGAUGAGUAUGUGUGAAGAUGUCACCGAGGAUAGGUUUCUGAGCGGAGCAUCGGGGCUUAGUGAUCGCUCGAAAAGUGCCCGGAUGGUGCUAUGGAAGGAGCUGCAUGAGCUUCCCCUGAACAUGGUGUACAUCCCAGAUGGCAGCUAUGAGUACCUGUCCCUCUGCGCUCACCAUCACAUCACCAGUCUGAUAAAAGCCGCUUCACAAGGAUCCCAGGGGAAGAAGAUGGCUCAAUCAUUUGUCACGGUGAGUAAAGGAUGGAGAACAUGGGGAUGGGGGACCAAGGGAUGGG